UGUAACCAUAGGAACAAAAUGGGUUGUAAACAAAAUUGCAGAUAAAUAGUACUUUUUAAGAUGAAGUUCGUAAAUUUACAUAACAAAAGUAUUUCAAUUGAAUAUAAAGAUUCAAUUUUUUCAAUUUCUUCUUAUGUGGUUUUAUUUCUUUUAAUAACUUCUGUCCUAUUACCUCUUUGUUUAAUGUUUAUUUUAAACUCAAAUUCCGCAGUUCUACCGGCAGUUCGUAGUUUUUAUGAGCAACCAAGGAUGGAGUUUCAAUUCAAUUACUUAAUCUACGCAAGUGAUGAAAUGAACUACGAUUCAAUAACAACUUGCAGUUCAUUUUCGUACUUCAACAAGUUAGCAGAAAAUUUUCAAAAAUGUCCAAUAAUAAAACACUGGACUUAUGACACUAACUACGAUGGCAAGAUAGAUUUUUCGUAUAUCGAAUUAUUGUUUAAUAACACGUUAAAGUUUACGAAUAAAUUGAAAUUUUACUUGGUAUUUUUCUACAAUGCUAGGCUAGAGCUUAAAUGUUUAUUGGAACCGCCUGCAAUUUUAAUUCAUGAAUUAGAAAUUCCAGAAAAAAAUUUUGACUAUAACGAUAUUGAAAUAGUAGGGAGAUUGGAUUUAAUUCAAAAUAUUCAAUUUUAUUGCCCGUUUUAUGAAGCACGUGAUAAAACAAAUUUUGAAAAUAACAUAAUUAGAGACAAUGCUAAACAAGCUCAAGCGUAUAACAUAAACCGCAUCAAAAAAUUAAUCAUGCAAAAUCCGGCCUACUUUGAAUUUAAAAGUAUAAAGUCUUAUAGGGAAGCAUCAUUUUUAAACAUGAAAUUAAAAAUAAAAAUUACAAUGAGUAUUAAUGAGGUAGUUACAAAAUACUAUUUAAGUUUAUUGGAAGCGUUAGGACUGUUAUGUAUUUAUUUAGCGAGUUUCUUUGCAGUAUCUUUUUAUAUUUACAACAAAAUUAAGGAUUUCUUGUUUAGUCGUCGUUAUUUGAAUUCCUGGGAAGUAGUACCAUGGGAAAAAUUUAAAUAAAGUAACAUUUUCAUGUAAUAUUGCAGAAAAGCUUUCUUAAAAAAAUAGGGAAGUUUUAAAGCUAACUUGUUAAUAAUAUUUUAAGCAAAAAGUUUUAAUAUUGAUAAUACUAAUUGCAAAUAUAUACAUACAUACAUACAUAUCUCAAAUUUGUCUUCUAAAUAUUUAUGCAAAUUCUUUUCGUAAAUUAUUAGCGAUUCCUUAAUUUUUCGUAACAUUUAUAUAAAAUAUACUUAGACAUAUUUUAACAUACACAUACAUAUACAUACUUGCAUUUUUUACACAUGAAUUUUGAAAACAAAUUAUAAAAACUACAUUGAUUAAUUGGAUAUAAUUAAACGUUUUGAUUAUGUACUUGUCUAAUUACCGUUAAAUUAGGUAAGGUGAAAACUAAAAGCACCAGGACUUGUAAAAUAAAAUCAGCAUUCAUAUUAAACGUUACCUUAACAUAAAUGACUCCAUACCGUUUCAAAUAUAUCAUUAAGUACAAUCGGCGUCCUUAAAUUUUAAAAAAAUUGCCGGCCUCCACAAUCUCCAAUCCAUUUGGUUAUAUAAAUUUAUUGUCAAAUGACAGUUGCAAUUAGACUUUCCGUGACUUGUACUACCGUCUCAGAGCUUUCAAUAACUUCACAUUAUAAAGAAAAUUGCUUAACACAUUUUGAAAUACAAUUUUUACAAUAUUAGUACAUACUUAAACAUAGCAGCAGAAGUACCCCAAGGAAGCGUGCUUGGGGCUACACUGUACCUUAUUUAUACAAGGGAUAUCCCUGAAGAUAGCAGUGUAUUAACGGCAACAUUUGCUGACGACACCGCCCUCCUUUUCAGAAACUCAGAUCCAAAUAUUGCAGCCUGUAUUCUACAAAAAUCAAUAAAUAAAAUUGAAAAUUGGGCGAGGAAGUGGCGGAUAAAGCUGAAUGAGGCUAAAUCUACACUUGUUAAUUUCACGAAUAGAAAAGUAAUUCAAUUACCUAUUCGGGUGAAUGAUGCAAUAGUACCUUACUCAAAUAAUGCCAAAUACUUGGGUAUGACUCUGGACGCCAAAUUGAGGUGGAAGGAACAUAUAAAAAUUAAAAAAGAUGAACUUAACAUAAAGUACAGAAAAUUGCAUUGGCUUUUAGGUUUGGCUAUACGGCAUACAACUUUGGGGGUGUGCAAAAAAGACUAACACUAAUAUUAUACAAAGAUUCCAGAACAAGGUGCUUCGAAACAUUGUCAAUGCACCUUGGUAUGUGAGAAAUUAUGAUAUACAUAAAAAUUUAAGAAUUGAAUUGGUCGAAGACGAAAUAACCAAAUCGGCAAUCAAACAUAAAAAUAGGAUCUCCUCCCACAACAACAUGGAAAUCCAGAGAUUAAUUAACAAUAGUAGCAGUGACUUACGACGCUUGAAAAGGACGAAGCCCCUGGAUCUGGCUGAUCAAAACUUAGAUUAAGAGGAUUCAAGGAAUCAGAGAUUAAUAAAUCCUUAGUCAAUUUGUAACA
Molecule: messenger RNA, 2499 nt
Organism: Condylostylus longicornis
Lineage: Eukaryota; Metazoa; Arthropoda; Insecta; Diptera; Dolichopodidae
Product: transmembrane protein 231
Exons: 3
Coding region: 61-1020 (319 amino acids)
Biological process (GO): cilium assembly; regulation of protein localization
Cellular component (GO): ciliary membrane; ciliary transition zone
Source: RefSeq, a predicted model, not a curated record